Messenger RNA from Clarias gariepinus (North African catfish), 3764 nucleotides. RefSeq names its product adhesion G protein-coupled receptor E5-like. The transcript is spliced from 20 exons. Gene Ontology annotation, biological process: adenylate cyclase-activating G protein-coupled receptor signaling pathway; cell surface receptor signaling pathway. Gene Ontology annotation, cellular component: membrane. Gene Ontology annotation, molecular function: G protein-coupled receptor activity; calcium ion binding. The coding region runs from base 411 to 3494 and encodes 1027 amino acids. Lineage: Eukaryota; Metazoa; Chordata; Actinopteri; Siluriformes; Clariidae. The record is from RefSeq and is a predicted model, not a curated record.
CUCACUGUAGACAUAUCACACACACAUGCCUUGGCUUGAAGAGAAAAAGGCAGGGGAAUGACCGACACAAGCAGACGAGUGGGAAUUAUCAUGACUGGAAGAUAAAGAGAUUAUUUUAAAAGAGAGACAAACCUUCUAAAAAAGAAGGAAAAAAGAAGAGGACUCUAUGAAAAAAGGACUGCAGGGGGGAGGUGUAGCUGUGGAACUGACCGAGGAGCUUAUUGAAUAGAUAAGCUCAAGAAAAGAGAAAGAGAAGUAUUGGAAAAAAAAUGGAGGAGGUUUUACAGUCUGCAGUCUGGAAAUAAGGACUUCAGAUAAACCAGAGGAGAAAAGGAGCUUCUGGAAUCGUUUGAUAUGGAAUUUAAAUGUGUGUCCUUGGUUUCAUCUGCAUUUAGAAUCUUUAAAGAAGAAUGAUUUUCCUUAAAAUGGCUUCUCUGCUUUGUCUGAUCCUCCUCCUCUUGAUCACAGGAGCUCUUGGGAAUGAAUGGAGUGUGACAUACAGCCAGGGACAUCUCUGUGCUUUAAACAGAUCUACAGUGUUUCUGAACGUCUCGUACACACACCCAACACGUCUUACAGUAAUGGAGUCAUUUUGGUUGAUAGACCCAGUUAAGGAUACACAAGAGACUGAUUUGCGUAAUGAUUUAGGGUACUCAGGCAGAGUGGCGUAUUUAGGAGAUGGACAGAAACACGUCUUCCUCAGACUGAGUGACGUGAAGAAAACAGAUGAGCACAUGUACUGCUUCAGAAUCAGAACAAAUGAAGAAAAAGAAGCAUGGCUUGCUUAUCCUGGAGUUACUCUCACUGUUACAGAUCUUCAGGUGAUCGCUCCUGCAGAAGUGACAGAGGGACAAUCAGCCCUUCUGAUUUGUAAAACCACCUGCAGUCUGACUGAUCCAACAUUCAUCUGGUACAAAAACAGCCGUGAUUUAACCACAACCACCGUCAAAAGCAAUGAAGUCCACCUGCAGUCGGUCAGCAGUGAGGAUGCAGGCAGUUAUAGCUGUGCUGUAAGAGGAUAUGAACAUCUCCCCUCUCCUGCUCACACACUCAGAGUCAGAUAUCCUCCUAAGAAUGUCUUAGUGUCUAUCAGUCCCUCUGGUGAGAUAUUGGAGGGCAGUUUAGUGACUCUGACCUGCAGUGGUGAUGCUAACCCACCUGUGAAGAACUACACCUGGUUUGAGGAGAUGAUAUCAGUAGGAAAUGAAAAGACCUUCACCAUCUCCAACAUCAGCUCUGAGGACAGUGGAGAGUACAAGUGCAAGUGCAGUAAUGAAGUCGGACAUCAGGACUCUAGCAGUGUAACUCUGAAUGUUUUGUAUCCUCCAAAAAAUAUCUCGGUGUCCAUUAGUCCCUCUGGUGAGAUAGUGGAGAGCAGUUUAGUGACACUGACUUGCAGCAGUGAUGCUAACCCACCUGUGGAGAACUACACCUGGUUUAAGGAGAAUAAAUCCUCAGCUGUAGGAUCUGGACAGAGUUACAGAGCUCUACAGAGUGGACAGUACUACUGUGAGGCUCAGAAUAAACACGGCUCUAAAAGAUCAGCUGCAGUGUCUGUCACUUUAAAUGAUGUUAAUAAGUGUGAUUUAAUGCCCCCUGUGUGUGGACCUCAUGGUGUGUGCAUCAACACAAAUGGCAGUUUCGUCUGCUCAUGUUCCACUGGUUUCCGUAACCAAGGCCAGAGCAACACCACUUGUGAAGACAUCGAUGAAUGCUAUGGAGAUCAACAUGUUUGUGGUCAAGGCGGCAACUGUUCCAACAGUGAAGGGAGUUACUUAUGCCAGUGCACGUCUGGUUACAGUAACUAUGGAAACAAUCAGGCUAAAUGCACAGAGUUGAAAUGUUACAACACAUCUAAAAAUGUAGGAACAGUGAUGGAUGGUUUGUUGGAUCUGUUCACCACAAGUUGUGGGUCAUUAAGUGGUUCAUCGAUGGAACGGCGCUCAGGAGAAACCUUACUUCAGAACCUGCUGAAUGUGACAGGUGGUGUGUUAUCAGGUGGGAACCUGAACUCGAGCUCGACUCUGAGUGUGUUUUUUGGAGCAGUGGAGAACACGAUGAGGCUCAUCGCACCUCAGCUCAACAAAAACACAACCAGGAUGGACAACGAGGACACUGAGGCGUGGCUUACAGUCAGAAAGGAUCUGACUCCGCCCACUGGAUCUGUCACACUGGUCACAGACAAUGUGCAGCUUAACACGAGCUGGGAAACUGCAGUGGGUGCAAAUUAUCCAGGUUUUGCAUAUGUGGCGUUGGUCAGUUACAAAAGUCUAAACUCCACCAAAGUGUCGCCUCCAGUCAAAACGGGCGCUGAGACGUCGCACAUAAACACCACCUACCUGCUCAACUCUGAAGUGGUGACAGCGCUCAUCAGUAACACGGACACACACUCUCUGCCUGAGCCUGUCACUCUCACCUUCCGACACAAAAAUGAGAGAGAAGUCUCCAAGGGCUUGAACUACAGCUGUGUGUAUUGGGCUGGAGAUGAAGGUGGAGGGACGUGGUCAGGAGACGGGUGUGUGAAGGCCGUGUUUAACUCCACUCACGCCGUGUGCAAGUGGGAACACCUGAGCAGCUUCGCUGUCCUUAUGGCCCUGUAUCCCAUUGAGGACACGUUUGAGUUGGUAUGGAUCACUAGGGUUGGUCUCACCAUCUCCAUUAUCUGUUUAUUCUUUUGUAUCCUGACAUUCUUGCUCUGUCGCUCCAUCCAUGGAACCCGUACAACCAUACACCUCCAUCUGUGUGUGUGCCUCUUCAUCGCCAACAUCAUCUUCCUCUUCUUCAUAACCAGCACAGAGAACAAGGUCGGUUGUGCAUCGGUCGCAGCACUUCUUCACUUCUUCUACCUGGCUGCGUUCUGCUUCAUGCUGCUGGAGGGAGUGCAGCUCUACCGCAUGCUGGUUCUGGUUUUCCACAUCACGCUCCAUCCAAUGUACCUGUACGCUGUGGGAUAUGGCAUUCCUCUUGUCAUUGUCGUCAUCUCAGCCAUCGCCUUCUUAUCAGGCUACGGCACCGAGCGCCACUGCUGGCUCUCUCUCGAACAAGGCUUCAUCUGGAGUUUCUUUGCACCAGUCUGCAUCAUCGUCCUCCUCAACAGCUUCUUCUUUGUAAUAACAGUUUGGAAACUGGUCAGGAAAUUCUCCAGCCUCAACCCGGAUGUCUCUAAACUAAAACGCAUUAGGGGGUUCGUCCUGACAGCUGUAGCUCAGCUGUGUGUGUUGGGAGGGAUGUGGAUUUUUGGUUGUUUCCUCUUCCAGGAGCAGGGCACUUUGGUGAUGGCGUAUCUCUUCACUCUGUUUAACAGCCUUCAGGGGGCGCUCAUCUUCAUCAUGCACUGCUUAAUGAGCAAACAGGUGAGAGAGGAAUACAGGAAACUUUACGGCAGAGUGUGCAAGUCAGAAAAGAAGAAAUAUUCCGAUGACAGCACCAAUCAGUCCAGCAGCAGUCGGCGGCCUCUGAAGAGUAUUCAAAGCACAGGAGAAUCACAGAUAUGAAGCCGGACACAAUUUCUAGUUUCAUAUGACCUUUUCACAACAGGAGGAAGAUACAUAAGAGCUAUGGAACUAUGGGAACUGACCUACAAAUGCUUAUUUCUUCCAUUCAGCUAAUAGGAACCUACCUACAGAUAAGUGGAACAAAUCCAUAGAAGUGUAUUCAGCGAACUACAAUGGCUGUAAAAAGAGAGACUGUUUAGGUUUCUGUUUUGGCUAAUUAUGGAAAACAUUCUUAACUUAUGUCCAUGGCUAAUAAGAAAGACUUAAGCU